Molecule: messenger RNA, 1594 nt
Organism: Dendronephthya gigantea
Lineage: Eukaryota; Metazoa; Cnidaria; Anthozoa; Malacalcyonacea; Nephtheidae
Product: interferon-inducible GTPase 1-like
Exons: 2
Coding region: 21-1223 (400 amino acids)
Cellular component (GO): membrane
Molecular function (GO): GTP binding
Source: RefSeq, a predicted model, not a curated record
CUUCUAUUUGAGAUUUUGUGAUGGGGGAAGUCAACUUUAGGCAGGAAGACAUCAAUGAAGUUCAAGAACACGUUGAAAGAAAUGGAGUUCUUAACAUUGGCACAAUGUUAAACCAGAAGCUAGAAGAAAACAGAAAUACCGAAAUAAACAUUGGAAUCACUGGUAAUUCGGGAACUGGGAAAUCUAGCUUUAUUAACGCUAUACGAGGUGUACCUGACGACGAUCCGACGGCUGCACCAACUGGUGUCACGCAGACCACCAUUGAACCAACUCCUUACCAUAAUUUAGAAAACUAUAGAAACAUUAUUUUUUGGGAUUUACCUGGAAUAGGGACUGUAGACUUUCCUAAUCUGAAAACCUACAAAGGGCAAGUGCAUUUGGGGGACUAUGACGUGUUCCUUAUCUUAGCAGCUAGUCGAUUCACGCUGAAGGACCUCGAAUUAGCGAGAGAAAUCAGAUCAAUGCAUAAGAAGUUUUUCUUUGUUUACACCAAGAUUGACGUGGAUACUAACGCAGAAAAGAGGAAACAAAAUUUUGAUGAAACACAGAUGCUUGAAUCAAUCAGAAACACCUGUUUAAAUUCCUUAAUGAGUUUGCAGGAUCAUGGAGAAGAUGCUCCCCCAUUGUUUUUGAUCAGUAAUCAUUAUCCAGAGAAGUGGGAAUUUUCUGACCUGACCAAUGCUAUUCUAGAUGCACUGCCAAAACUUAAGCAAGAGGCUUUAACCUUGUUCAUUGAUGUCCUGAUCAGUAAAUCUGCCGAUAUUUUAAAAAGGAAAAUUAAAGUUCUCAAAGAACGAAUUUGGAUGGUUGCUUUGAAUGCUGGAGUUGCAGGGCUCGUACCAAUUCCCGGAUUUUCUACAGCGGUUAACUUUGUCCUGAUCAGAAAAGAGAUAAAGUUUUACCGAUCACAACUUGGUCUGCCGGAAGAUGGUACGGAUGAGUUUGCGAAAAUGAAUCCGGCCUACAAAGGAACACUAACAAAAUUCUCCUUUUCUACUCCCAUACAAUUUGCUCAAUUGGUAACGUCAUGCAUGCCAUUGGUAGCGGGUGAAAAGCUCCUCCUAGUAAUCCCAGUGGUAGGAAUCGUACUAAGCUCAAUUGCAGGCGGGGCAGUGUCAUCGGGGUUGGCAUAUUAUAUUCUCAAGAAAUGUCUAGAGGAGUUUGAGAAAAUAGCACUCGAUGAGAUUAACAAAAAUUCGAUAGAGGAUUCCGAUAAUGAAUAACUUUUUUGCCAAUAUAUUUAUCGGAAACAAUUGCUAAUUCAAUGUUCUAUGUAGACCAUCAUAUGAGUAAAAUAAUGAAACGUAGUGAUUAUAUUUUGUAGAUUCUUUUCUCACUUUUCCCUUUUCAGCAUUAAAAUUUGCACAAUGUAUAUCUACGUUGUAGGUUUCAAAAAUAGCGUGUCCUUGUUGACGGACAAAGUGUGCGAGAUUAUGAAUGUAAUAAUUAUGGCAAUGUAUCAAUAAUAAUAGUAUAUGUAAAUUGUAGAGUUCAAGCAUCUAGUUUAUAUAGCAAAUUAAAAGCAAAAACGCCAAAGCUGAAUUUACCUCUUAAUACGUGAUGUAAUAAUAUUUUACUUAUAGCUUAUAGCACU